Messenger RNA from Vicia villosa (hairy vetch), 1545 nucleotides. Its product is annotated as WAT1-related protein At5g07050-like. Lineage: Eukaryota; Viridiplantae; Streptophyta; Magnoliopsida; Fabales; Fabaceae. The coding region runs from base 59 to 1225 and encodes 388 amino acids. Gene Ontology annotation, cellular component: plasma membrane. The record is from RefSeq and is a predicted model, not a curated record. The transcript has 6 exons. Gene Ontology annotation, molecular function: transmembrane transporter activity.
ACACAAACAAAUUCAAGUGUUCUUCUCUUCCUCAGAAAAACAUAACAUAAUAUUAAUAAUGGAAGGAGAUAAAUGUUGUUCAAGUUCAUUUCAAAGAUGCAAGCCAUACAUAGCUAUGAUUUGUCUACAAUUUGGUUUUGCUGGUAUGAAUAUAAUAACAAAAGUAUCACUCAACCGUGGAAUGAGUCACUAUGUUCUUGUUGUUUAUAGACACGCUUUUGCUACCGCGGCUAUUGCGCCUUUUGCUAUUGUUCUUGAGAGGAAGAUAAGGCCAAGGAUUACAUUUCUUAUGUUCAUACAAAUGUUCGUCUUGGGACUCCUCGGGCUUGUGAUUCAGAAUCUAUACUAUGCUGGGUUGAAAUUUACAUCUCCAACAUACUCAUGUGCUAUUAGCAAUAUUCUCCCUGCUAUCACAUUUGUAAUGGCUGUUAUUUUUAGGAUGGAGAAAUUGGACAUUAAAAAAUUAAGAUGCCAAGUAAAGGUGAUUGGAACUGUAAUUACAGUUGCAGGGGCUAUGGUGAUGACAUUAUACAAAGGACAAGUUAUUCAAAUUUUGAGUGCUCAAUACAUGCAUCAUCCUAGAAAUUAUGUACCUGAAAACAAUACUGAUUCUGGUGAAAAGGAUUGGGUCAAGGGUUCUAUUUUCCUCAUAAUUGCGACGUUUGCUUGGUCUUGUUUCUUCAUCCUUCAAGCUGUUACAUUAAGGAAAUUCUCAGCACCGCUUUCACUGGCAGCCAUAGUGUGCUUCUUGGGAACACUUCAAUCAAUUGCAGUAACAUAUGUUAUGGAGAGUAACCCAAAUGUUUGGAACAUUGGUUGGGAUAUAAACCUAUUAGCAGCAGCCUAUGCUGGUAUAAUAUCAUCAGGUCUUACAUAUUAUGUUCAAGGAAUUGUGAUGCAAAAGAAAGGACCUGUUUUUGUGACUGCUUUUAGUCCUUUGAUGAUGAUCAUUGUAGCUAUCAUGGGCACUUUCAUCCUUGCUGAAAAAUUAUACCUUGGAGGUGUUAUUGGAGCAAUUUUGAUUGUAAUAGGACUUUAUUCAGUUCUAUGGGGCAAAAACAAAGAGAUUGAAGCAGAGACAAUAAAAGAAGGAACCAAGUGUUGCGUAGAAAAAGGAGUGUUGGAAACAGUGAUUGAAGGUGUUGAAAUAAAUGACAUUGAAGUGCAAAAGGACGAACCUACUAAAGUUUUAAGGGUGACAAUUGUUAGUGCUCCAAAAGUUUAAACGUGUAGAUAUUUUAAGAGAUUAUUAUAGGUGGCUGAGAAAUUGGGGGUUUUUUGUUUUGUGUACCUUCUUUAUCUUCUUCAUCAUAACCACUACCUUUCUUUGGAAAACUUUGGUAAAGCAUUUUUGGUGGUUGAUUAGGACCAUUAAGUGUGGGCCCGGUUGUUCAUAAUGUAGAUUAAUUAAAUUUUGUAUACUUGUAUGUUGUUCAAAAGAAAAUUAUAUUGCAAAUCUCUCUUACAAUUUGUCAUGUUGCAUAAUCAUUGAGCCUAAUGCUCUGUUUGGAUAAAAAGAGAAAGUGAAAGAAAAGAAAGAGGAAA